This is a messenger RNA of Dipodomys spectabilis (banner-tailed kangaroo rat), 7053 nucleotides long. It is a transcript of the gene Ros1, whose product is annotated as ROS proto-oncogene 1, receptor tyrosine kinase. The transcript has 43 exons. The record is from RefSeq and is a predicted model, not a curated record. Gene Ontology annotation, molecular function: transmembrane receptor protein tyrosine kinase activity; ATP binding; protein binding. Gene Ontology annotation, cellular component: signaling receptor complex; membrane. NCBI's taxonomy places the organism in Eukaryota, Metazoa, Chordata, Mammalia, Rodentia, Heteromyidae. Gene Ontology annotation, biological process: multicellular organism development; protein phosphorylation; positive regulation of kinase activity. Bases 1 to 7053 code for a protein of 2350 amino acids.
AUGAAGAACAUUCACUGGUUUAUCCUGAAACUUGUCAGCUUUACAACUCUUGGCUUCAUAUGGAUUUCUGUGGUACAGUCCACAGUUUUAAACAACUGCCUUAAGUCCUGUGUAACUAACCUGGGCAGGCAAUUUGAUAUUGGGUCACCAUCGAAUCUCAGUGUACCAUGUAUCCAAGGAUGUCAUUUUUGGAACUCUGUAGACCAGGAAAACUGCACUUUAAUGUGUCGAGAGUCAUGUGAUGUUGGCUGUAGCAUUGCAGAAGGUGCCCAUGAAGAUCAAGUACUAGAAGACACAGAACUUCCUUCAGCACCGUUUGCAUCUUCCAUUGGAAGCCAUAGUGUGGCACUGCGAUGGAAACCUGCUAACAUCUCUGGAGUAAAAUAUAUCAUUCAAUGGAAAUAUGCACAACUUCCAGGCAGCUGGACUUACACAGAGACUGUGUCCAAGCUCUCAUACAUGGUGGAAUCCCUACAUCCCUUCACUGAGUACAUUUUCCGAGUGGUUUGGAUCUUCACAGCCCAGCUUCAGCUUUAUUCUCCCCCAAGUCCCAGCUACAGGACUCAUCCUUAUGGAGUUCCUGAAACGGCUCCUUUCAUUAACAACAUAGAAAGUUCAAGUCCUGAUACUGUGGAAGUCAGUUGGGCUCCACCUCAAUUCCCAGGUGGACCUAUUUUGGGUUAUAAUUUAAGGCUGAUUAGCAAAAAUCAAAAAUUAGACUCAGGGACACAGAGAACUAGUUUCCAGUUUUAUUCUACUCUCCCAAACACCACAUACAGGUUUUCUAUUGCCGCAGUCAAUGGAGUUGGUGAGGGGCCAGAAGCAGAAUCUAAUAUUACCACUUCAUCUCCAGCAGUUCAAGAAGAGGAGCAAUGGCUCUUUUUAUCCAGAAAAACUUCAUUAAGGAAGAGAUCUUUAAAACACUUAGUAGAUGAAGCACGCUGCCUUUGGUCUGAUAUUAUCUACCGUAAUAUUACAGGAAUAUCAGUUAAUGUCCAGCGGGAAACUGUUUAUUUCUCUGAAGGAUUUCUCAUAUGGGUGAAGGAGGUUGCUAAUAUGUCUGAUAUGUCUGACCUGAGAAUUUUCUACAGAGGUUCAGGAUUAAUUUCUUCCAUCUCCAUAGACUGGCUUUACCAGAGAAUGUAUUUCAUCAUGGAUGAACUGGUGUGUGUCUGUGAUUUAGAAAACUGCUCAAAUUUUGAGGAAAUUACUCUGCCCUCUGUUAUGGCACCUCAAAAAGUCGUAGCAGAUUCCUACAAUGGGUAUGUCUUUUAUCUCCUGAGAGACGGCAUUUACAGAGUUGACCUCCCUGCGCCAUCUGGCAGGCCUGCUCCAGCGGUGCGCAUUGUGGAGAGUUGGACAUUAAAGGACUUUGCAAUAAAGCCACAGUCCAAGAGAAUCAUUUACUUCAAUAACACCGCCCAAGCCUUCAUGUCCACAUUUCUGGAUGGCUCAGCUUCCCAUCUCAUCCUUCCUCAUGUCCUCUUCGCUGAUGUGAAGAGCUUUGCUUGUGAAAACAAUGACUUCCUUGUCACAGAUGGCAAAGCUGUGUUCCAACAGGAUUCUCAGUCUUUUAAUGAGUUCAUUGUGGGAUGUGACCUCAGUCACAUAGAGGAAUUUGGGUUUGGUAACUUGGUCAUUUUCGGCUCAUCUGUCCAGCCACACCCGCUGCCAGGCCGCCCACAGGAGCUGUCCGUACUCUUUGGCUCUCACCAGGCCCUUGUUCAAUGGAAGCCUCCCGCCCUCGCCAUAGGAGCCAGUGAUUCUUGGUUUGUUCUUGUCUUGGCCAAUGACAUGUUGAAUUCUUUAGGCCCGUCUGCCUGGCAGAACUGGACUUACGAAGUGAAAGUAUCAACCCAAGAUCAUCCCGAAAUCACUCAAGUUUUCUCCAAUAUAAGUGGGACUAUGCUUAAUGUACCUGAGCUGCAGAGUGCUACGAAGUACAAGGUGUCUGUGAGAGCAAGUUCUCCCAAGGGCCCAGGACCCUGGUCAGAGCCCUCUGUGGGGACUACCUUGGUGCCAGCUAUUGAACCACCAUUUAUCAUGGCUGUAAAGGAAGAUGGACUUUGGAGUAAACCAUUAAAUAGCUUUGGCCCAGGAGAGUUCUUGUCUUCUGACAUAGGGAAUGUGUCAGACAUGGAUUGGUACAAUAACAGCCUCUACUACAGUGACAUGAACGGUGAUGUUUAUGUGUGGCCGCUGAAUGGGACAGAUACUUCAGAAUAUUAUCACAUCCCCAGCAUCACAGGAGCAGGGGCGUUAGCUUUUGAGUGGCUGGGUCACUUCCUCUACUGGGCUGGGAAGACAUAUGUGAUACAAAGGCAGUCUGUGUUGACUGGACACACUGACAUUGUGACCCAUGUGAAGCUACUGGUGAACGACAUGGUGGUAGAUUCAGUCGGUGGCUAUCUCUAUUGGACCACAUUCUACUCAGUUGAAAGCACUAGGCUAAAUGGGGAAAGUUCCCUCAUACUACAGGCACAGCCCUGGUUUUCUGGGAAAAAGGUUAUUGCUCUAACUUUGGACCUCAGUGAUCAGCUCCUCUAUUGGUUGGUUCAGGACAAUCAGUGUAUUCACCUAUACACAUCUAUUCUUCGAGGACAGAGCACUGAGGAUGUCCACAUCACAGAAUUUGCAGCCUGGAGCACUUCUGAGAUUUCCCAGAAUGCACUGAUGUACUACAGUGGCCGACUCUUUUGGAUUGAUGGUUUUAGCAUUAUCACUGCACAGGAAAUAAGUCAGAGAACCAGUGUGUCCGUUUCAGAAGUGGCCAAAUUUAAUCAGUUCACCAUUAUUCAGACAUCCCUCAAGCCUCUGCCAGGGAACUUUUCCUCAACUCCCAAGGUGAUCCCAGAUUCUAUUCAAGAGUCUUCAUUCAGAGUUGAGGGAAAUGGUUCAAGCUUCCAAGUCUUGUGGAAUCCCCCCCCUGUGGUGGAUUGGGGUACAGUUUUCUACAGUAUAGAAUUUAGUGCUCAUUCCAAGUUCCUGGCUACUGAGCAGUCUUUGCCAAUGUUUACUGUGGAAGACCUGCAGCCCUAUGCUUUAUUUAACCUUUCAGUCACUCCUUAUACCUACUGGGGAAAGGGCCCCAAAACAUCUCUGUCAUUUCGAGCACCUGAAACAGUUCCAUCAGCACCAGAAAAUCCCAGAAUAUUUAUAUUACCAAGUGGUCACAAGCUCAACCACAGUAAAGUUGUGGUGGAAUUCAGGUGGAAUAAGUCCAAGCAUGAAAAUGGUGUGUUAAGAAUGUUUGAAAUUUUCUAUCAUAUAUCCAACCAAAGUGACACAAAGAAAAUCUUCCAAGACUGGACAGCUGUUAAUGUCACUCCCUGGGACAUGUCUUUUCAACUUGCAAGCAUGGAUCCUGGGUACAUUGUUGCCUUCCAGGUUCGUGUCUUCACAUCUAAAGGACCAGGACCAUUUUCUGACAUAGUGAAAACUAAAACUUCAGACAUCAACCCAUUACCUUACCUCAUAACCCUUGCUGACAACAAGGUAGAGUUUUUAGAUAUGGAUCAAAACCAAGUCAUGUGGACAUUUUCAGUAGAGGGAGACCUCAGUGCCUUGGGAUACACCGCUGACAAUCACAUGGGGUAUUAUGCUCAAGGAGACACCAUCUUCCUUCUGAAUUUGCAUAACCGUUCCAGCUCUGAGCUUUUCCAAGACACACUGGUUUCUGACAUCACAGUUAUUGCAGUAGACUGGAUUGCAAGGCACCUCUACUUUGUGCUGAAAGGAUCACAAAAUGGAACACAAAUAUUUGCUGUUGAUCUUGAACAUAAAGUGAAAUGCCCCAUGGAAGUGAAGACUUGUAACACAGAUUCAACAAUAAUCUCUUUUUCUAUCUACCCAUUUUUAAGUCGCUUAUAUUGGACAGAAAGUUCCAAUCUGGGCUAUCAGAUGUUCUACUGCAGUGUUAUCAAUCACACCUUGCACCAAAUUCUGAAACGCACAGCAACAAUCCCACAGAAUGCAAGGAGCCAGUGCUCUUGCAAUGUGACGGAAGUUGAGUUAGGUGCAGCAAUGACUGUUGAUGCCUCCAACCUAGCGGAACCACGGAUAUACUUUACGAAAGGACAAGAGAUCUGGGCUACGGAUCUAGAAGGAUGCCAGUGCUGGAGCAUUGUCAUGGCGCCUGACAUUCUCGUAGGAAAACCACUUGAUAGCUUAACGGUGGAUGGGGAGUUUAUAUACUGGACCACCAAAGCCAAAGACAGCACACAGAUUUACCAAGCAAAGAAAAGAAAUGGGGCCAUCCUCUCCCAAGUGAAGACCCAGAGGAGCAAGCAUAUCUUGGCUUACAGCUUAGUGAUGCAACCUUUCCCAGACAAUGCCUAUCUGACUCUAGCUUCAGAUGUUGGAGAACCAAUUAUACUUAAUGCCACCAACACCAGCCUUACAAUCAGAUUACCUCCAGUCAAGACAAAGCUCACUCUGCAUGGCAUCAUCAGCCCCACACCAACCUUCUUGGUUUAUUAUAGGGAAGUUAAUGACAUUACAACCAGCUCUGAACUGAACUAUAGAAUGCUGGAAUCUCAGGAAGAUAUAGUCCUUAUGGGUGGAUUACAACCAUUUUCCACAUAUGUGAUACAAAUAGCAGUAAAGAAUUAUUAUUCUGAUCCUUUGGAAAGCUUACCUCUGGGAAAAGAGGUUUUUGGAAAAACUAAAAGUGGAGUACCAGAGGCGGUGUGUGUUAUUAAUGCAACUGUGCUGUCAGACACCAGGCUCCUUAUAUCCUGGAGAGAAUCUCAAAAGCCAAAUGGACCAAAAGAUUCUGUCCGCUAUCAGCUGACAAUCUCACAUCUGGCCCCAAUUCCUGAGACUCCUCUAAGACAAAGCGAAUUUCCAAAUACACAACUUAGCCUCCUUGUUACUAAACUGUCUGGUGGACAACUCUACGUGUUAAAGGUUCUGGCCUGCCACCCCGAGGAAAUGUGGUGUGCUGAGAGUCAUGCUGUCACUGUGAAAAUGUUCAAUACACCGGAGAAACCCUAUGGCUUGAUCCCAGAUAACACUAGUUUGCAAUUUGAUUGGAUGGCACCACCUAAUACUAACCUCAUAAGAUUUUGGUUUGAACUCCAGCAGUGGAAACACAAUGAGUUUUACCACGCCAAAGCUUCCUGCAGCCAAGGCCCAGCUUAUGCCUGUAACAUCACGGACCUACAACCUUACACCUUCUAUCAUGUCCGAGUAGUUGUGGUUUAUAUGACGGGAGAAAAUAGCACCUCACUUUCAGAAGGCUUUAAGACAAAAGCUGGAGUCCCAAGUAAACCAGGCAUUCCCAAACUAUUAGAAGGGAGUAAAAAUUCAAUACAGUGGGAAAAGGCUGAAGACAAUGGAAACAGAAUUCUUUACUACAUUCUUGAGAUCAGAAAGGGCAUUUCAAACGACGCACAGAACCACAACUUAAGGUGGAAGAUGGCAUUUAAUGGGUCCUGCAAUAGCAUUUGCACAUGGAAGUCCAAAAACUUAAAAGGAACAUUUCAGUUUAGAGUAGUAGCUGCAAAUAAUCUUGGGUUUGGUGAACAUAGUGAAGUGAGUGAGGAUAUUAUAUUAGCUGAAGAUGGUUUUUGGACAGCAGAAACAAGUUUCGUACUUUCUAUCAUACUUGGAAUAUUUCUGAUUGUUACAGUCCCAUUAACCUUUGUCUGGCUUAGAAGAGCAAAGAAUCAAAAACCUUCCAAGGAAGCGCUGACAGUUCUCAUAAACGAAGACAAAGAGCUAAGUGAGCUUCGCGGUGUGGCAGCAGGCGUGGGGCUGGCGAAUGCCUGCUAUGCAAUACAUACUCUUCCAACCCAAGAGGAGAUUGAAAGACUUCCUACUUUCCCUCGGGAAAAACUGACUCUGCGUGUCUUGUUGGGAAGUGGAGCCUUUGGAGAAGUAUAUGAAGGAACAGCUGUAGACAUCUUAGGAGCCGGAAGUGGAGAAAUCAAAGUAGCUGUGAAGACUUUGAAGAAGGCCUCUACAGACCAGGAGAAGAUUGAAUUCCUGAAGGAAGCACAUCUGAUGAGCAAGUUUAAUCAUCCCAACAUUUUGAAGCAGCUGGGGGUCUGCCUGUUGAAUGAACCCCAGUACAUCAUCCUGGAACUGAUGGAAGGAGGAGACCUUCUAACCUAUCUGCGCAAAGCCCGAAAGUCAAAGUUUCAUGGUCCUUUACUCAACUUGGUUGACCUUGUUGACUUGUGUGUAGAUAUUUCAAAAGGCUGUGUAUACUUGGAGCAGUUGCAUUUCAUUCACAGGGAUCUAGCAGCUCGGAAUUGCCUUGUCUCUGUGAAAGAUUACACCCGUCCUUCACGGGUAGUGAAAAUUGGGGACUUUGGACUUGCGAGGGACAUCUAUAAAAAUGACUAUUAUAGAAAGAGAGGGGAAGGCCUGCUUCCUGUCCGCUGGAUGGCUCCAGAAAGCUUGAUGGAUGGAAUCUUCACGACUCAAUCUGAUGUAUGGUCUUUUGGAAUUCUGAUUUGGGAGAUUUUAACUCUUGGUCAUCAACCUUAUCCAGCACAUUCCAACCUUGAUGUUUUAAACUAUGUACAAACAGGCGGAAGAUUGGAGCCACCAAGAAAUUGUCCUGAUGAUCUGUGGAAUUUAAUGUCUCAAUGCUGGGCUCAAGAACCUGAACAAAGGCCUACGUUUGAUAAGAUUCAAGAGCAGCUUCAGUUGUUCAGAAACUUUUCCUUAAGAAGUAUUCCUCAGUGCCCAAAUGAAGCCAUCAAUGGUGGAGUCAUAAACGAAGGCUUUGAAGGUGAGGAUGACAAUAUGAUUAGCUUAAAUUCAGAUGACACUAUGCCAGUUGCUUUGGUGGAAACCAAGAACCAAGAAGGGUUAAACUAUAUGGUGCUUGCCACAGAAUGCAACCAAGUUGAAGAGUGUUCUGAGGGUCCUCUAGGCGCCAAGGAAUCUGAAUCCUGUGGUCUGAGGAAAGAAGAGAAGGAACCACAUGCAGACGAAGAUUUCUGCCAAGAGAAACAAGUGGCUUGCUGCCCUCCUGGCAAGCCUGGAGGUCUGAACUAUGCUUGUCUCACUCACAGUGGAUAUAGAGAUGGGUCUGAUUAA